AUGGAUGAUUUCAACCUUGAGCCUACCUCCAAGAUGGAGGUAGAGACUGCCGUCGCAAAAAAUGCCAUUCUGGCGACUGCCACUUUAUCGAUUUCGGUUACCUCUAUGUGGAGGUUAAAGAACGAAUGGCAGGUGGCAAAGGUUAGAGUACCAAGAUCCAACAAACCCACCGAGGUCAGCUACUUCAGGGUUGACUGGACCAGCUGCAGGUUCAGAAUCCGCCACCCAGAUGCCACAAAAUGCUUCAAAUUCGGUUACGCCCAGGGCAACUGCUCGACUCCAGACUUGAAGGACGCAUGUCGGAAAUAUGGGGAGAAAUCCCACAAGGGAAUGGAGUAA
Messenger RNA from Macrosiphum euphorbiae (potato aphid), 339 nucleotides. Lineage: Eukaryota; Metazoa; Arthropoda; Insecta; Hemiptera; Aphididae. The record is from the annotation of a GenBank genome assembly.